Verruconis gallopava is the source of this 2490-nucleotide messenger RNA. RefSeq lists its product as uncharacterized. The record is from RefSeq and is a predicted model, not a curated record. NCBI's taxonomy places the organism in Eukaryota, Fungi, Ascomycota, Dothideomycetes, Venturiales, Sympoventuriaceae. The coding region runs from base 1016 to 1438 and encodes 140 amino acids. The transcript has a single exon.
GCCGAGCGCAUGUUUCCCGCCGAGCCGGUAGCUGGAUCGCUUUCAUCGUGCGCACCCUGCGAGCGAGGCAUAAAGUGCUUGUUGAUCACCACCACCUUUUCCUCCGGCCUGCGAUAGCGGAGGCUACGCUUGCCCCAAUCUCUUGACCCCACAAUCCUUAAUCCCUCCGAGAUGAGAGGGUGCUGACUCUCGUUCUGCCAAGCGUUGCCCAUACUCGAACCGAUUCGCAUGCGUAACCAGGUUGAGCCAUGGUCUUCGGCUUGGCAAGACAAACUCGCUAGUCGAUUCAAGGACCCUACGAAAGGACGAGCCGGCUGGACAUUUGUCGCCUACGAAAGCCCAGCUUCACAGUUGCUGUUGGCGCUUUUCCGGUCCUGAUCUUGCUGCAAGCGGCCUGUACAAAUGGCCUCGCAUCAAAUGACAUAGAGAAGCCUACGCUCGGCUUCACUCGUGAGAAGUCGUUUGUCCGUCCUUGACGAAGAAGGACCUGAGAUGAUCGAGGCCAUUGACGGUUCAUGAUACCCAUUCUCGCCCGCGAGACGAAUCCUGACAACGCUCCAAUCGCCCAUGACAUGCAUGGAUUAGAUGGUGCAAAGGGGAUGAACAAGUGAUGAAACUUUUGGACAUGUCCGGCAACAUCCCGUCAUUCCCCUACAUGGGUAGCGUCAAUCUGAUCGAGACAGUCUUGUCUCCGAUCAGCAUGGCAUGACAUUGCAUGGCGAAACUAGAUCUUAGCUGUCGUGAACUGACACCAUAGCAACCACAUUAAGUUAAGACCGACGCCUUAUCAUCACAGAGGCACUGUGCAUUUCAACCCUAAAACCCCGUGAGGCGAAAGGAAAAGUGCCCAACCGUGUUUGAAUUGGGCCUCUUAAAAGUUUAUUCUUUGUCGUUCUAAAACAUUGGCAGUUACUAACCAAAAUCAAUGCUCUGCAAGACAGUCUGGUGCAGGAUCUAUCAACAAAAUGAAACGCGGAGAAAUACAGAUGGCGAAGAAGAGAUAGGACCACUCUGAAUGGCUCAGACAGCACCAGAUGUCACGGCGACUGUGGCCACGCCAGAACUUGUCGAUACGGCCCACACUAAUCGCUUUUCCUGCUCGGCUACGGCCAACGCCGUCACCACGCACGUCUCCACGAUCUCCGGGUCCAUACCUGCCUUCAGGAUACGCAGCUGGAAACGGCCCUUCCAGCUCGUCGCGCCGAUCCAGGCGAUUGCAAGGCCGGACUCAUCGACCAGUUCAAAUUUGGACUUCACUUUGGCGGCGCGUUGCCAGGUCAGUCUCACGCCGCGCACCUCGAAGCUCUUGCGCUCGCCCAUGAAGCCUUUGAAGCCAUUUCCCUUGCCCGUCAUGGUGAACUCUGGUACCAAGCUCGUGUCGUGCAUCGCAACCGGUACAUUGCCGGACCAGCACUUCAACAUCGCUGUACCGAUUUGAAGGCCGUCUGCACGAAAGACCUCGAGCGAGUUCAUGUGGAUCUGGACGCUCCAUACGGUCCUUUCUGUGCCGUGGAUGCGAAGAUCGUAGGCUCCCUUGUAAAUCAGGUCUGCUUUUGUCCGCUUUAAGUCGUACGCUUGCACUUGGGUGAUGUCGUAGUCGGCGGGGAUCGGACUUGAAGGCACUGCGGCCUCAAUUUCUUUUUCCUUGCUGUAGGCAUCCAUGAGAGAGUCCGCAUUUUUAGCUGGGUAGCUCAUGACGAUGUUGAUGAUGGAUGUUCUUUUUUUGAGUCUACGGGUGUCCUUCUUGAGAGAGGAGGGAGGGCAGGACAGCAAUAAGGAUUGUUGCAAUGAAGAAGACUUUCGACCGAAACGUUAAAAGGUGAGGGUGUUGAAUGGUGUUGAAGCGAGACCUUGACGAGAAGACGUUAUUGGGAUGAAGUUGAUCCAAUAUUUUGCAUCGAGUCUUUCAUAUACACAUACUCACACAAACAUAUAUAUAUGUAUACGUUGUACAUAUACAUCGUGAUAGUUCAGGCUCAGCCUGCUAGGCGUUCUAGCUAGUGCGGUGGGCGCGAAUUGCGAGGCUGCAGAACUGAACCAACGUCCAAUGGCCUGGAACGGCCAAGCCGGUUGGGAGCUGAUCCUAGCAAGAUGAGGACACAAUACGCGUAUAAGCACAAGUCUCGGUAUAGUAUACGCAGAAGAGGCUGGGGCCGCACCACCAAACCCCAUGACCUUAUCAGCGAAUAGUUGUCCUCCCCAGCCGUUCUAGCGCUGCAGGCCACCGUCAUGGAAGCUCACAGCAGCAGUACUUGUACUAUCAUGCUGGAUCGCCCGCAGAGUGUCAGCAGAAAGGAAAAGCUUGGCCAAGAAGCUGGUAAAAUACGCGGAACGACAUACACUGCCCCGAGGCAGUUGGCGAGCGAAUUCCUGGAGCAGCGCCCGUUUCCUUUCUUUUUGCUCUCUGUGUAAUGCAAUGAGUACUAAUUUUUACUAAAUUGAGUUUCCGUUUGAAAAUAAACAAAUAAAUAAGCGAAGAAGAAAAUCUCA